Penicillium alfredii is the source of this 843-nucleotide messenger RNA. RefSeq lists its product as uncharacterized. Lineage: Eukaryota; Fungi; Ascomycota; Eurotiomycetes; Eurotiales; Aspergillaceae. The record is from RefSeq and is a predicted model, not a curated record. The transcript is spliced from 2 exons. Bases 1 to 843 code for a protein of 280 amino acids.
AUGUCUAAACUCUCCAGUGGCCUCAAGGCCCUAAUCAAUGUGCCCGCCGCGCGCCCAUCUACCAUCCCCGCGCCGGUCAACAUUACCUCGGUCUACCAGAAAAUCCAGCACGGAGCCCAGUCACAACGGGUCACGCAGCCGUCCUGGCUGGCUCUGUCGACGGCAGCUACCAUGACCAUGAACUCGCCCGACUCGCUGGCCGCCCUCUACCAGCUAGCUACCGCCUCCCCCGCCGCCAACCACGUCGAGACGGCCGAGUUCAUACGCGAAGUCGGGUUGAAAUGCAUCAGCUUCAAUGGCAUCCCACGCACCAUCAACUGUCUCAAUGCCUUCAAAGCCAGUCUCCCGGAGUCUGUCGGCGCCCAGCUGUCGCGCACGCCCACCCGCGCCCCGACCCCGGACAAUAUCGCGGCCAUCGGUACCCGGGGCCGCGCUCUCUGGGACUCAAUCUACCGCCCCUUUGAGACAAAACUGUACAACAAGCUCGCCGAAUCGCAUCCCGAUCUCCCUGUACACAUCCUGAACAGCCACUACGGCGCCCUGCUGUCGGAUCCCGUUCGAUCCACGGGCGCCUCGGCUGGCCGUGUGCUAACCUCCCUCGUUGCGGUGGCCUGUCUGCGCGCACAGUCUGGAGUUGGCCCCCAGGUGACCUCGCAUGUCUUUGGGCUACGAAAGGCUCUGGAGGAUGGGUCGUGGGUCGAUGAUGUCGAGGGUGAAGAGGCGGCGCGGUGGCUGGCAAGUGAUGAGGGAAAUACCUGGAUCUUGAAUAGUGUCGAUGCCAUCGUUGACGCGGUUAGCCAUGGCUCCGGGUCCAAUUUUGCGCCGACGCGCGCCAAGUUGUAA